AUGACUUCUGUCGACCAAGUUUGCUAUGAAAUGAACAAAAUUUUUGAGUUGUGUCCAUCUGACAUUCAACGAAUUACAAAGUGCAGGGUUUUGUUAAACAGCGUCAUUUCAACAUGGUCGACCGAUAUGGUAGAAAUGUUGAAAGUAAUUGUCGAAUUCCUUGCUAAGGAUAAUGUCACUUUGUUCGUAUCCCGACAGAUGUUUUCCGAUUUAUGUAUGAAAGUCUUACCAUGGUUGCCUAAUGAACAGUCGAAACUGUUGGCUCAUUUUAUGAGAGAUAAAAUGCAACCGAGAGAAGUUGAUUUUGAAUACCACAUGUCCACUGUCUGUCACCAUUUAUCGUACAUUUACGAGAAAGAGGGAAAUUGGAAAGAAGCAGCAUAUUUGCUCGCCAGCAUCCCAGUGGAAUCGUAUUACAGAUUUUCUAUUGAUUAUGAAUUGGAUUUAUACAUGAAAAUUGCACGCCUGUUCAUGGACGCUGGUGAUCCGUGGAAGGCAGAGCCUUUCGUAAAAAAAGCUUCAUUGACGCAAAAUCUAACAUUAAACAAAGGUCUUCAUUUGAGUUUUAAAGUUUGUUUGGCACGAAUGAUGGAUUUUCGUUUUAAAUUUAUUGAGGCUGCACAGGAAUAUUAUGAACUGUCGCACUGUUCAUUAUUUAAAGAGAAUGAACGUUUGACAUCAUUGAAGAAUACAAUCGUCUGUACAAUUUUAUCAGUAACUGGUGAUAUUCGAAUGCAAUUGUUGAAAACGUUGUUCAAAGAUGAAAGAAGUAAAAUAUUCAUAAAAUUAUCAACCCUUGAAAAACUGAGAUUGGUUCGUCUUAUUAAACCAUCCGAAAUUGAUCACAUAGAUACAUUGUUGUUGCCACAUCAGAAGAUUAAAACAAGUUUUGUCAUAUUGACUGAAACUAUAGCAAAAAAUAAUAUUCAAGCGAUCAAAAAAAUUUAUAAAAAUAUAAGAAUUGAGUCACUUGGUCAUAUAUUGAAAAUGGAACCACAAAUAGCCAAGUCAAUAGUAGGAACAAUGAUAUCUGAAAAACGCAUAGAAGCUUUUAUUGAUCAUACAUACGGUUUAAUAAGAUUUAAAAGUAUAGCACCCCAAUGCCAAACGAAUUGGAAUCUUCUUAUAUGCAAUUUGAACCUGUAA
Messenger RNA from Rhopalosiphum padi (bird cherry-oat aphid), 1146 nucleotides. RefSeq names its product COP9 signalosome complex subunit 4-like. Lineage: Eukaryota; Metazoa; Arthropoda; Insecta; Hemiptera; Aphididae. Gene Ontology annotation, cellular component: cytosol; COP9 signalosome. The record is from RefSeq and is a predicted model, not a curated record.